AGGUAUGCAUCUUUCUUCCUUUAAUUACUCUUCCUUUUGCCUUUUUACUGUAUGUAAAUUUUAAUUUCAAUUAAUUAUUCUGGGUUUUGGGCUAAAAUCUGUAUGAAAUAAUUGAAUUUAUGAACUGGGUAUUGAUGAUAAUCUUUAUUUAAGUUGGAUUAAAUUGUUUUAUGGGUGAUUUUUGCUUUGAAAUGUUGAAAUACCUAAUAGUUAAUUCUUAAUUUUUCUGCUUAAAAUUUUUUCUGUUCCUUUUUUCUACAAUUAUUUGAAUUCUUUUACUUAAUGAUUGUUUAUUUAUCAUAGUUUUUGUGCAAAUGGAUCCCCAAUUAGAAGAAUUAUUUGGGACACUCCAUCGAUUCAAGUUCAAUGAUCAGAAGGUACCAUUUUACCCUAAUAAUAGUGUUGUUAAUACUCUGCAAGAUCCCAAUUUACACCCAAAUUUUGUAAAUACAGUGAAACUACAAGAAUCAAAUCCCAUAAAUUCCCAAAACCCUAAUUUUAAUUUAGUUGUGCCAUCAGUAGGUCAAGAAUUUGAUUCAUCUUUACAUGAAGAUUAUGAUUUUAGUGAUGUUGUUCUUAAGUAUAUUAAUCAAGUUCUUAUGGAAGAAGACGAGGAAGAAAAAGCUCGAUUGAAUCACGAGCCUUCAGCUCUUGCAGCUGCAGAGAGAACAUUGUAUGAGGUUAUAGGGAAGCAAUAUCCUUCUGUACAAGAUCAUCUGUAUAAUUUGCCCCUAGUCGAGAAUGAUAGAUUAAAUACUAAUAGUAGUAUUGGUAGUUGUAUUAGUGAUAGUUAUAGUCGAGGUAGUAGUAGUAGUAGCAUGUUUAUGGACCCGACAUGUUCUGUGAGCCCUUUUGAAUAUAACCCUCCAUCGAUACUUGAUUUUUCCGUGCCUUCCUCAAACUCACCUUUGCAAAAGUCGUAUAGUGUAUCGAGUAAUUCGGGUAGGCAAUAUGGUGUUUUGGAAUUCAACUUUGAGAAAUCGAUGAGUUUGGGUAGUAGUGUUGGUGGUUAUUUGGAUACGACAGUAGAAUCUCCGGUGAGUGCCCUUAAUGUGUCUAAGAUAUUCAAUGAGGGUCAGUCGAUUUUGCAGUUUCAGAAAGGGGUAGAGGAAGCUAGGAAGUUUCUUCCUAAGGAUCCGUUGUAUACGGGUUUGAUAAUUGAUGGGUCCUAUCCGAAGUUAGAUAAUGUGGUGUCUAAGGCAUCGGGAGUUGAUUUGGAGAAGAGAGGUGAAAAUGAGGGUUUAGCUCGGGUGUUUAGCGGAAAGAAAAAUCGAAAUCGUGAUGAAGUGGUGUCCGAAGAAAAGAGGGAUAGUAAGCAAUCGGCCAAUUCAUUCAUUUCCGAUGAAGCGGUUAAGAGGUCGGAAAUGUGGGAUAGGGUGUUAUUGUGUAGUGGAGGUAAACAUGAUGCUGUUCUUCGGGAAGCUUUACAGAGUGAACUAAAAAAAAACGCGCAAAUCGAUCAAGCAAAAGGGUCUAAUAGCGGGAAAGGUCGUGGUAGGAGAAAAGGCAAGAGAGAAGUAAUAGAUUUAAGAUCACUCUUAAGCUUAUGUGCUCAAGCUGUCGGGUCGAACGAUCAAAGGAGUGCAAAUGACUUGCUUCAACAAAUACGACAACAUUCUUCUCCUACAGGAGAUGGAAAUCAACGAAUGGCUCACUAUUUUGCCGAUGGUCUAGAGGCACGUCUUGCGGGUGUAGGAACCCCGAUAUAUAAAUGUCUCCUUACCGGCCCUGCCUGUGCUGUCGAUAUCUUACGAGCAUACCACAUGUUUUUAGCUGUAUGUCCCUUUAAGAAAAUUGGAAAUUUCUUCUCGAAUAGAACGAUUACGGAAGUUGCUGAGAAAGCAACACGACUCCAUAUAAUUGAUAUCGGUAUGGUCUAUGGUUUCCAAUGGCCUUGUCUAUUCCAGCGUCUUUCGUCAAGACCUGGUGGGCCCCCGAAUAUUCGUAUUACUGGUAUUGAUCUUCCACAACCAGGGUUUCGACCAUCCAAACGGCUAGAGGAGACAGGGCGUCGAUUGAAAAACUAUGCGGAGUCUUUUAAUAUCCCGUUUGAGUUCAAUGCUGUGGCGAAGAAGUGGGAAACGGUCACUGUCGAAGACCUCAAGCUUGAUACCAAUGAGUUGCUUGUUGUGAACUGUUUGUUUAGGUUUAAGUAUAUACCCGAGGAAACGGCAAUGGUGGAUUGCCCGAGAGAUAUGGUUCUUAACCUCGUAAGGCAGAUAAAACCCGCUAUAUUCAUACAAGGUGCUGUUAACGGAGCAUUCAAUUCCCCGUUCUUCAUCACUAGAUUCCGUGAGGGUCUCUUCCAUUUUUCAACUCUCUUUGAUAUGAUCGACACUAAUCUUCCUCGGGAUAUUCCAGAAAGGAUUCUGAUUGAGCGAGAGAUAUUUGGUCGACAAGCGAUGAACGUGAUUGCUUGUGAGGGUUUGGAGAGGAUAGAAAGACCAGAGACAUACAAGCAAUGGCAAGUACGAAAUGAAAGGAUUGGGUUCAAUCAACUUCCAUUAAAACCCGAGAUAGUGGCUAUGGCAAAAAAGAGGGUUAAAUCUGUUUAUCACAAAGAUUUCUCAAUUGAUGAAGACGGGCAUUGGUUAUUACUCGGAUGGAAAGGUAGAAUCGUCUAUGCACUCACAAAUUGGAAGCCCAGGUUCCCAAAUUUCUAGCGCCAAUAAUGUGUGAUCGGGAAAUUUGUAUAGCAGCUCGACCCCUGAGUUCUGAUAUAUACGUGCUUCCGAGAUCAAGGACUUGGCAGAAGAAGUUCGACCCUUCACGCAAAGGAAUCGUGUAUGGCAAAAUGAAGCCGAGGAAUCUUUGAGACGAAAGCGGCACACGAGGUAAAGCUUAAUAUCGAAAGGCAGAAAAAUCAGUUGGAAAUUUAUCUGAUAAAUUUGAAUUUGGCUUUGUUUUUUGUCUAGGAAAAAUACAUUUUGUGCAUUAGAUAAAUGCAAUGCAACUUUUGGUUGGUUAAAGGCUAUUAACCAAUAUUUGAACUUGUAUCAUCCAAGUUAGUUAAAGGCUUUUAAAUAUUCAUGUUUUUUCCUUAAUCCAGAUGUAUAAAUAUUUUUUUGAUAUAUAAAUGUAUGUUUUUGAAUGUACUAAAAUUCAUUCAACUUAUUAAAGGACCUUUUUAUUUAUGGUUUAUAUGGACAAA
Molecule: messenger RNA, 3151 nt
Organism: Amaranthus tricolor (Joseph's coat)
Lineage: Eukaryota; Viridiplantae; Streptophyta; Magnoliopsida; Caryophyllales; Amaranthaceae
Product: scarecrow-like protein 33
Exons: 2
Coding region: 315-2663 (782 amino acids)
Biological process (GO): regulation of DNA-templated transcription
Cellular component (GO): nucleus
Molecular function (GO): DNA-binding transcription factor activity; sequence-specific DNA binding
Source: RefSeq, a predicted model, not a curated record